Molecule: messenger RNA, 3555 nt
Organism: Polyodon spathula (Mississippi paddlefish)
Lineage: Eukaryota; Metazoa; Chordata; Actinopteri; Acipenseriformes; Polyodontidae
Product: microtubule-associated protein 1S-like
Exons: 4
Coding region: 1-534 (177 amino acids)
Biological process (GO): axonogenesis; microtubule cytoskeleton organization; dendrite development
Cellular component (GO): microtubule associated complex; cytosol; microtubule
Molecular function (GO): actin binding; microtubule binding
Source: RefSeq, a predicted model, not a curated record
AUGUGCAAGACUGUAGACAAAGAGAAGGGGCUGAGCACGGGGAGGCCAAGCUCUGCAGGCGCUGCGCCCCAAAACACUAAAACAAAAGGGGCUCCAAGCGGCCCCGCUGCACCCAGAAACACCAAAAACGCGCCUGCCCGGCCCUCCACUGCAGGCUCUGUGGGCAGUAGGACCCCCCCGGCCGGCACCCCUGUGUACCUGGACCUGGCGUACCUGCCCUCGGGCCGCGGCACCCCCUCCGUCGACGUGGAGUUCUUCCGCCGGCUGCGCUCCUCCUGCUACGUGAUCAGCGGCGACGAGCCCCUCAAGGAGAGGGUCAUGAGGCCCCUGCUGGACGCACUGCUGGAUGGCAAGGCUCUGUGGGGCAGCAACCUGCAGGUGACCUUGAUCCCGACCUUUGACUCUUUGGUAAUGCACGAGUGGUACCAGCAGACCCACGAGCGGCAGCGUGAGCUGGCUGUCACUGUGCUGGGCAGCAACAGCACGGUGGCCAUGCAGGAUGAGACCUUCCCAGCAUGCAAAGUGGAGUUCUGAGCGCCCCCGAAUCCAGCACGGACCUUUACCCAACACACACACACACACACACACACACACACACACACACACACACCAGUGCCCCUUUAAUCAAACAGCUACAGCCACCAGCGAACAACCAGCCCUUUUAAGCUUUUCCACACUCCAGCGGUCAGCUAUCUGAGUAUUGCAUGCUGCGCUGCCACAUUUACAACACCACUCUCGUUCACCAAGUCACUCUUGUGUUUGGAGAAAAUGCACUGGGCUAUCUUAAGAAAUUACCUGCAUUUGACAUGAAAAUAAGUCUCCAUUCUUGUUCACAGGGUCGGAAUCUCUCAGAAAUUGCAAUGUCAGUGGGGUGUUUUUUCUUUUGGUUUUGGUAAGGUGGCGUUGCAUUUUCCUGCCUUGUGGUCCGAACACUGCAGCAGACAUGACUGCAGCUAAUUCUGUGACGGUUUGAACUGAUUUUUCCUAUGGCUGUGUUCUCUUGAAGUUGUGCAGAAUAUCUUUUGAAACAUUUUUUCUGGAAUCGGGAAAUAAAAAUUCGAAGUAACUUCAAAAUCAUCUUUCUAUCAUUUGAUGUCAAAAAAAAAAAAAAAAAAAAAAAGUUGAGGAGCAUUUCACAUGGUUUUAAAAAGAUUCUUUUUUUAAAGGACCAAGCCCUUGAAACUCCCCACUCCCUGUCCCACAGGAUGUUGCCUGUUUGAGCGCCUUGUUUCGGAUGGUUUCCUCGUGCAGCGCUGGGGCACGGCAGCCCUGUAAUACACUUUUUUUGUUUGUUUUUUUUAUUCACUGCACCCUUGCUUCCCCACUAGAGUAUAACUGGGUGAUGCUGUUGCAGAUUGGAGUCCCUGUGGAUUGGGUUUCUUCACCACCCUUGGAAGCAUUCACUUGAACGCAUAAAGGCUGUUGCCGGAGAAUCUACAACCCAGCCAUGUGGUUUUGUAGGACUUCCUGUAUUAAUAGUGUUAGUGGACCAGUCUUGUACCUUUCCCAGAGCGAGCUCUGUAGUGCUGUUCCUGGUUUCAUUGUGUGAUCCUGUCAAUGGCAUUCCUGCACUUGUUUUGUACAAAACACCUGAUACCUGAACCCCGAACUCUCACAAAAAAAAGAUAGGAUUUAAGACAUUGGGAUAUUGUGUAACUGCAGUAUACUGUAAAGCAUGAAUGUGAGGCACACUAACACACACUUAGGGAUUGUGAUGAUUAUUAUGGUAUGGGGUUGGGAAGUCAGUGAUCCAACUGCCCCUUGAAGAUUAACUAUAUUAACCCAUUAUGCAUGAUAACUUCUUAAUGCAAUCACCGGUUAAUUGCAUUCAAUUUACUAUCCCACAAUAUAAUGUCUACUAGUAGCGCACAAACCAAUUCUUUGAUUAUUCAGAUCAAGCGCUCCACGGGUGAGGGUGGGUGCUGUCGACCGGGCUGAUUUUACCAUUCCAAGGGAAACCAAGCAUCCCAAAUCCUAGCAGCUGUUUCUUCACCUCUUUCCCUUUUGAAUGGUCAGUUAGCUCAAUCAACACCAGUGACCCUCCCCUGAUUUUUGUGGAGAGCUCAAUUCAUAUAGUCCGACUGUGCAGCACUUAUAUCUGCUGCUUUAUUAAAGCAAGCUGAAGCUCUACAAACGAGUACAGGGUUUCAAUGCAUAUGCAUAUAAUGUGUGUUAGAUGCAUAUGCAUGUACAGAAAGCUUAACAAAAUUGGAUUACAUAGUAUUUCAGCUUCCACCUUAUUUAGGUGGACAAAGGUUUAAAACUAAUAGCUGCUUGCUUAGCUAAUUUUGAAUGGAUUAAAAUCGGAUUUAAUUCCAGUAAUGGAAAGAAAGCAAUGAUAAGGUUUUUUUUAUUUGUUUUUUUUUUUUUUUUUAAGAUUUGUUGCUCAAGGGGAUAAACGUGUUCUUGCUGUCCUGUCACUGCCUCUAACGUUUUAGAAGCCACUUUCACCACAUUGCUUUCUUAAGGUGACAUGCACUGCUCGGUUACAAUUCAUGUUUUAUAACACUUUUUAAUGUUUCCAGUGUGGGUUUCGUUUAGUGCCUGAAUGUAAAAUAUUUAUAUAAAAGUAACUUAAAAGUAAAAAAAAAAAAAAAAAAAAAAAAAAAAAAAAAAUGGUAUCUCCACAUCUGUGAUGUGUCCCUGUCCCAUAUUUCAGUAAUUUCUGGAGUAAUGCUGUAGAGUGUAGCAGGCUUGUGUCUUGUACAUUUAUUAUUGACGCUUACAUUAGCCUAAUCUAUACACACACGAUGCAUGCACUUCAAAUGAGAUAGGGAGGUGCAGUACACCGGGAGGGUUGGAGCUGGAGAAACUGAUCUAUGCACUUUGAGGAACUGUCUGUGGAAAGGCUGCAAGUUUUAGAGCAGUUAAAGGUUAUGGAUUUAUUUUUCUUUUAGAUGAAGAGAGUCAUGCUAGCUAGACAGGCAACGCUGUCAUUUCUUUGGCCAGAAUGUACUUCAUUCAAGAUUUUCGCUCCGUUCCAACUCGCAUAAAGAUCACUCUUGAUGAGGUGGUUAAUAGGCUGUAUAGCUGAAGAGCAUGCUGUACCCAACAGAAGUUGAAAAACAUGUCAUGGUUCGGUCAAGCGGUACAAAGGCCAAAUUGUGAAUUGCUAAAAAGAGUUGAAAUUUGAAAGAUAAUAAAAAACAAUCUCCCUCACAUUUCAUACUUUUAUUCCCUCUGCUACUGAGGGUGUAUAUUAAAUAUAACAUAUCCUAAAUAUAAUACAGUACAUAUUUGCUAUAACCUUAGAUUAGCUUUAUAAAUGUGUUUUUGUGUGGGGUUUUUUUUCAAAUAUUUUGAGGAAAUGAACAGGGCCAUAAACAGACAAAAUGUAGAAUACUGAUUAUCAAUUUGGCAUGUUCCUGUUAUGUAUGUUGCUAGGGGCAACAGAGGCCUGUUAGCUCCCAGGUUAGUGUAGAAGCCUGGGACUUUCCUUGUUUACAUGUGCAGUAAAAGAUGCAAGCUGUGACCUUGGUAAUUAGUUGUUUUUUUUUUAUUUAACUUUGUACAACUAUUCAACAUGUAUUCAUUUAAAUUAAAUGUAAAAAAAAA